Messenger RNA from Spirometra erinaceieuropaei, 2169 nucleotides. The record is from the annotation of a GenBank genome assembly. NCBI's taxonomy places the organism in Eukaryota, Metazoa, Platyhelminthes, Cestoda, Diphyllobothriidea, Diphyllobothriidae.
AUGCAACGCAGCAUGGACCUAUUCGCCGCCGCCUGCGAGAACUUUGGGCUGGUUAUCAACACGCAGAAGACGGUGGUGAUGCAUCAGCCGCCUCCCAACUCAGUCACAGCCCCCAACGCGCCGCAAAUCAGCGUGAACGGAACCCAACUGCAAGUGGUAGAGAACUUCCCGUACCUGGGCAGUACCCUCUCACGCAGCACGAAGAUUGAUGACGAAGUCGCCAACAGGAUCUCGAAAGCCAGUCAAGCCUUCGGUCGCCUCCAAAGCACAGUUUGGAAUCGUCAUGGUCUUCAACUAAGCACAAAGCUGAAGAUGUACAAGGCCGUCAUCCUACCGACGCUACUGUAUGGAGCGGAGACUUGGACGGUGUACACGAGACAGGCACGCCGACUGAACCACUUCCAUCUCAGUUGUCUUCGUCGCAUCCUGAGGCUGAACUGGCAGGAUCGAAUCCCCGACACGGAAGUACUGGAACGAACGGGAAUCCUCAGCAUCUACGCCAUACUGAGACAAAUGCAGCUGCGCUGGGGCGGCCACCUGGUGCGCAUGGAUGACGAGCGACUACCCAAACGACUCUUCUACGGAGACGUCGCGACGGGUUCUCGCCGUCAAGGAGGCCAGAUUCGCCGUUACAAGGAUACCCUGAAGUCCUCCCUGAAGCGCCUGCAAAUCAACCCGAUCAACUGGGAAGAGCUCGCUCGCGAUCGCCCGACAUGGAGGAGAACAGUGAAGACGGGCGCUGCUAUCUACGAAGCCAACCGCAUCGCCGCCGCCAAAGUGAAACGCGAAGCCCGCAAAUCACAACUUCGCCCAGUCCGCAACGCCGCCGCACAACCUCUCCCUAUGUGUCCUCGAUGUCAACGGACAUUCCGGGCACGAAUCGGACUUGUUGGACAUCUUCGGAUCAACUGCACCUCUCGAACUGCUCCAGCCAUCGUCCCCCCGCCCGCCUCUUCCUCGUCCUCUCUGCCGCCAACUAACUCUGACACUCCUCCUGCACCACCACUUCCAUCCUCGUCGUCGUCCUCUUCCCUCUCCACUGCCCCAGCAGCGGCCGUUCAGACUGCUGUCUCACACAUCACCAUCCCCAACACAACAACCGACAUCACAUCUCCCACCUCUCCCGAUACCACUGAUGAGGAUCAGGACUACACCUGCCCUCACUGUGACCGCACCUUCACCUCACACAUCGGCCUGGUCGGUCACUUGCGAAUCCAUCGCACAGAGACUGGCGAACCAGUGCCUGGAGAACCAACCUACACCCACCGCACUCGCCUCCACUGCCCACAAUGCCCUCGCACCUUCACUCAUCGCAUGGGUCUAUUCGGCCACAUGCGCAUCCACGAGAGCGGAAUUGACCGCAGCCUUGAAACACCCACCCCACCGAGCCCCACUCCCAAUCCACCACCUUGUGCACCCACUAACCACUCCCCAGCCGACAUCGACGCCACCGACCUUACCACCCCUCACUCCGCCCCUUCCUCCUCCUCUUCCUCCAUCACUGCCACAACGACGGCCGCUUCGGCGUCUGUCGCCCACGACUUCACCACAGCCGAACCCGACACAACAACAGGCACAACCCCUGCAACCUCCAUCAUCAGACGUGAGGGCCAGCACUACAUCUGCCCUCACUGCGAUCGCACCUCCACUUCACGCAUCGGCCUGGUCGGUCACUUGCGAAUCCAUCGCACAGAGACUGGCGAACCAGUGCCUGGAGCACCAACCAACACUCACCGCACUCGCCUCCACUGCCCACACUGCCCUCGCACCUUCACGCAUCGCAUGGGUCUAUUCGGCCACAUGCGCAUCCACGAGAGCGGAAUUGACCACAAUUCCGAUACAGCCACGACAUCCUACACAUCCACCACGCCCAGACCCAUCCUCGCUCCACCGUCACACGCGCCGACCACCACCACCAGCACCACUGCUUCCUCUACAGCUGACGCCGACACCGCCAACCUCUCAUGCCCACAUUUUCCACGCACCUUCACCUCACGCAUCGGCCUGGUUGGUCACUUGCGAAUCCAUCGCACAGAGACUGGCGAACCAGUGCCUGGAGCACCAACCUACACCCACCGCACUCGCCUCCACUGCCAACAAUGCCCUCGCACCUUCACUCAUCGCAUGGGUCUAUUCGGCUACAUGCGCAUCCACGACGACCUGCGGUAG